Chara braunii is the source of this 7172-nucleotide messenger RNA. NCBI's taxonomy places the organism in Eukaryota, Viridiplantae, Streptophyta, Charophyceae, Charales, Characeae. The record is from the annotation of a GenBank genome assembly.
GCAGGCCUGGUUGACGGCGCGAUUUCCGACGUGGUAGGAGUGUCGUGGGUGACGCCCCAAUACCCUUGCCUUGUCAAGGGACUAUGGCGGAGGCCAUAGCUGGUGACGUCAGCAACUAGAAUUUCCUCCGUCCCGCUCGGACGUGUGUCACCUCGGCAAUACGUUCCCUCAAACACGUAUAUUUCUUGCGUGUAUCCAGGCAACCCCCUUCACUCUGUUUCAAGGAAAUAACCUCUCUAGAAGCACAGUCGUUGGUUGAUCAAGAUGGACAUGGAACCCCCCCGCAGGGGGGUACGGAGCAGGAAGCAAGGAGCCAGGUACCGGGAGACUAUCGUAUGGAGGAGGAGCGAAUUUUGGAAAUGGUCAGAGCCUGUUAUGAGGACGGUAUUAUGCCAACGGAUAUCGAUCCAGGUGUCACGGAAGUCAACGGAAGGGAGGUGAAAUUCACCCUGAACACUUCGGUGGACGAAGUGAAGGUAAAGUGGCUUAAGGCAAGAACCGUCACCAUCAUCUUUCAAGAAGGAGCGAGGUUUUUGCCAAGGAAGGUAAAAGAAGAUGCUAUCCGAGCUUACGAAGAUGGUUGGAUUAGUGAUGAGUUUUUUGGACAAGACUUCAAGCGGGGUAGAAUAAAGGUGGAGAGUCCUAAUGUGGUUUCGUACAUCCCAAGAACUCAAGAGAUCACAAAUUGGAUGCUCACUAAGAGAUCGGACUUCAUAGAGCUGGCGAGAGUUAUUUACCGUACGGAAUUUAAACCGUGGAUAACUCGUGCAGAGCUUAAGGACUGGAGGAAGUUGGUGGAUCAAGAUACGUUUUGGGUGGUGGCUGUCGGAGUUCCUCUGGAUGAGAUGGUGUUUCUCCACGUACAUGUGGAAAACGCAAUCGGCAAAAUCUUAAAGCGCCACCUCCCCGAAGCGGACGAUUCGGAUCCUAAACUGGUGAACUUACGGUUCGACAUCGAUCCCUCCAAGAGAGAUUGUAUGAAAGACAAGAUUUGGAUUCAAACCCACCAAGGGGACCUGCUGGAGGUGAGGCUGGCAGAUGCAGACACUGAGUGGUGCGGAAGAUGUCGUAACUUCUUUCACACAGAGGAUACUUGCAGAAGACCAAGUCGCCGUACUCGAGGUGGCUCCUCUGAUAACCAUCGGCCUGCUUUCAACUCCAGAGCUGGAGGUGUAAGACAGUCGUAUCAGGGCACUCUACAUGCUCCAGGUGGUGGCCUUCAACAACAGCCACAAGCAAUGGCUGCCUCGUCAGCGGCUCCGGCAGGUUCGAGUGCCCCGGCUGGGGUCAAUGUACGAAGCAACCCAACUUUUUCACCAGGCGGAAUAGCGCUGCAACAAGCUGUCGGCAAUCUCCAGACGUCCCAAGCUGGUGCAAGUAAUCCAUCCAUGACAAAUCCCGGAUGGGUGUCCUUUUUACAGGGGCUUCCUCCCCAUCCGUUUUCUCUGCAACAAGCGAUGGGUCAACAGAUGGGAGCACAACUGGGUGCUAGCUCGUCUUUCACGAAUCUUCAUGCGUUUGCUCAUUGGAGUCAAGGCUGGACCGGAGCUAUUCCUGGGCAACAACCAGCUAAUAUGGGUAUGGUAACUCAAUACGCCCCCCCUCCACACUCUGGGGGAGGACUGGGGAAUGUGCCGAGUGGAAAUCGAUCUCGUGGAGAAUCUCCAGGGAAACAAAGGCGCAUCUCGGAAAGGGGGGGUAUUGAGAUUCGGGUCGACGAAGUCCAUGCGGAAGCCUCGGGCAGCUCAAACGAAGCUUCACUCAAUUCGGGCACUCCCUCGUCGAUGGCAGUGAGUGGUGGUAGGGCCAUUCGGCGUCGCGCCGUAUGCAAAAUGAGAAUGAAUCUUCCGCUAGGAGAUGGAAAGAUACACCGCCAUAAUGUUUUCCAUUUGCGCAUGGUUGGGCUUAGGGAGGCUUCUACGGCCAUUGAGCGGAUAUCGGGUCUGCGCCCAUUACUCAGAGCAGCCGCGGAUGAAGCGAAGCUGUUGGUGAAGCCCUGUAAGGGGGUAGGGAAAAGGUUAGGCGAGGUAUUCGACCUGCUAGUGGAAAUGAAAAAAAUUUUGGACAGCCGGAGACAGGGGGUGUGUCCACCUGACGUGGCCUGCUUACACGAGAUUGGAGAGGCCUUGGAAUCUUGUCAUGAGGUCUUGUGCAAGUUGCAGACAGGAAGCAAGCUGCUGAUGAGCGAGCAUGCUCCCCAGAUCGUUGAGCAGCUCAAAGGGGCUAUGGAUAAGCUUCAGGCCAGUGUGCAGCAAAUAAAUCUUCCACUGCUUAACAUGCCUUCCAACAUCUGGGAUAAGGUCCAGAACAUAAGCAGAGCAAAGAAGAUUACCCCUAGCUUGGAGAAACAAGAAGUUACAGCAUGGAAAGAGAUGCAGGCAAUCCGAACAUCCUUUAAGAAAGGUCAUCGGAUUUCGGUUAGUGAAAGGACUCGUGCUGAGCAGCUCCUGAGGACACUGGGUCUAACUUCAGAGGAAGCAAGGGCUGCAGAGUCACGUGCAUUGCAAUUGGAGAAAGUGCGGGUGUGUGCUCAGCUCAAUGAUAUCUCCUACUGUAUCAAACUCCUCCGGACGUUUGACGAAACCAAAGGGAGCCAUUGGGGCGAUGUCCCCGGCGAUGAUGUGAGGAUUGGUUCUUUUGAGAGGGAGCGAUCGAGUGAAUUGAAGUCGCCGGGGAUUGGUUCUUUUGAGAGGGAGCGAUCGAGUGAAUUGAAGUUGUGGAAGAUCAGACUGUUGCGCAGGAGCAUCCAUCUCACACCUGAAACAGAGAGCAAACAGAACAUAGACUUCCUGCUCAACAUGCUGGGUCUAGAGGAAGCAAGGGACUUGGCACAGGAAGGGCGGCAUGCACAAGCACAAGUAAAGGUUGUAGACUUUUUGAUCGAGCUCCUGCGGUGCACCGAAGUACCGGUGGAACAACUGCGAGAGUCGCUGCCUCAGCAGUUUGUUUGUCCCCUGUCACAGGAGAGGAUGGUUGAGCCUGUCAUCAUUGCCUCUCAUGAAGUAUAUGAGCGCGCAUUCAUAUACGAGUGGCUGCAUAAGAGGGUGAAGAAAGUGUGCCCAAAGACAAAAAACCGCCUGGGAGAUUCCCAACUGCUUCCGAAUUUCACGCUACGAGCAGAGAUUCGCCUGUGGUCACUGCAGAAUGGUUACGAUGUGCCAUGUAAGCUCCAGGGGGACUCGCUUGGCAAGCUCAUUAACAAUUGGGUAACGUGGUUCAUUGAUAAUGGGGAGGACGUGCAUAAGCUAGCGGUGCUCUGUAGAGAAGCCCGGGUCUCGAACUUAAGAGGAAGAUCUCGCCUGCCGGUUCUGGAGACCCCUGCUCAUGAGAAUGCCUGUGAUUUUACACCUGAACCAGGGUCUAAUUCACUGAGAGAUGUGGGAGGCUCUCCCUCACAUGCACAUCGUGGCAUUUCGGUGACCACAAGAGAUGGAGAGUGCUACAAAGAAGAGGUGGAUGGAUCUGUUGACGGGGAAGAUGAUCACAGUGGAAGUAGCACAUCUGGCUCGUUGAGUGGAGAGGUACCACCUUUGCUGGAGGAUGGACAACAUAACGCAAGCCGGAGGCGAUCUCUGGAAAAACAGCCAUCAGGGAAAUCGAGGCACCAUUCUCGAAGUUGGAGUGGAGAUCUGUGGGCCGGAUCUCCUUCUGCUGCUGUCCCCCCGUUAAACGAACCACGGAGUCAUUUGUCACCUGGGAGGAGCAAGCCGACAUCAAUUGUGACCAUCCCAGCAGACACCACUCCACUGUACAACCCAGCCCGGUUACUUAGUGGGGGCCCCGGUAGGGGUUCCAGUGAAAGGUUGCUGUAUCGGGGACCAAAGGAAGGUGAUAGUGAGUCCUCAAUGACUCCAAGCAGCACAACUCCAUCCUCACCGCAUGUGACAGUCGAAACACAGCAUCUUCCUAGCUCGGAAAUUCUGAGAAGGAUGCGGUGGAGUGCACCCUUGAACCGAUAUGUGGAUUCUCCCCUGUCAGAAAAUUCGGCGGACAGCCCAGCCUUUGCACGAGAGGAAGUUCUGUCUCCAGAGUCAGGGGACCUGAGUUGCGAGAAGCAAGAGGAUUCUCCUGUUGUGCAAACCCUUAAUGGAGGUGUGCAGUACCGCGGUUUUUCAAGUGCUCGCGCCCAAGGGCAGAUAUCUCACGCCAUCGGUAGCUUGGAACACAUACAAGGAGAUCAAGGUGCAAAACUGCGGUACACUGAGGACAGAAGGCACAUCGUCAACGGGCUUGGGAAGUUAGCAGUUGCUGAGCAGAGGGCCAGUGGUAUGCACGGAAGUAGUCACAGGGAGCGGGAGCAAGUUACCUGCUCGGGAGAAUCUAGGGUUGAUCUAGCGGUGAGAAUCCCUUGCCUGGACUCCCACAUUAAGGGUUAUGAUCGCGAGAAGGGUCUUGAGCAUGCAGAAACGGAUGCAACGGUGAAUGCUAUCGGCUGGGUGGGCGAUGACGCGAGUGAUGCUCUCAAGGUCAGCAAAGAAGAACGAUCAGAACCUGCAAUCAAUAGAGCUUGUUCUGUUCGCAGCCAUGACAGGCGCCUCACAACAAGUCUGAGCUGGAAAUCGCAAGACCAUUCGGACAUUGAUCAGGCAUGCUUGGUGACUGUCCACAGCCCUGAAACCAACUCGUCAGGGGAUGUGUUUGUCUCUGCCAGUCACCCGUGCACUUCAGCGAGUCAAGCACCGAAUGGAGACUCUUUGUUCUUGGAAGGGGGACAGGAAAGAGUGCCCAGCGAAGCAAAGAUAAUCUAUCUUGUUCGCAAGGCUCAUCCAAGUGGCGCAGAGGUGCUGGACGAAGAACUUCAGGCAAUCAACACAUUAAGGAGGUUGGCAAAGAAUGUACCCGAGUGUCGUGUGCUCAUUUGUGAAUUGGGAGGAGUUGAGAUGAUGGAGGCAAUCUUUCAAAAAGUGCACCGUAUGCAGGAAACCUCUUCGGUCAGCCACGGUAUGGAUAGGCGCUGGGUCAAAGUUUUGGAGGACGCCGUGGCCACUGCUCUCAACGUGUCAAUUGAGGCGGAGCUGAAGAUCAGGAUUGCUAGAAGUGAGAUUCUUGCUCAUCUGGUCCGAAUUCUGGAAGAAGCUCCGACAGAGGAGGUCAGGGAAAUAACUGCAGAAACGUUCCGAAGCCUUUCACGAGAUGAACUUCACAGGAUUAGAGACUUGAUUCGAGAGAGGGGUGGGAUACCCGCCUUGAUAAGUGCAUUGCAGCAAGAAAACCGAACUGAAUGCUUGGGAAGCGCGGUCCUCAAGACGCUGUCCGCUCUGUCUGUAGAUCCAGAAAACCGUAUGCAAAUGUUAUCCGCAGGCAUCAUUCCUAUUGCACUGAAGAUUGCACAGCAACCAGGAAGCCCCAUGGCAUACCCGGCAGUUUCAGUUAUUCACAAUUUGAUGAGCAUUCCUGCUGCGAGGUUGAAGGUGGUGGAGAUGCGUGGUGUCAGCGUACUCUUCGGGGUGAUACAGAGGAACGAGGAACAGCCGCUUGUUGAGAAUGCUCUUGCCAUCCUCUUUUGUAUUGCUUGCGCAUCGGAGUGGCUGCAGUCAGAGGUCGCGAAGAUGAGCGGACUUGUGGACACACUGAAGCAGGUGAUCAGCGACCCAAAUUCCACUCCCCGAGCCAAGAUCAAAGCAACUCAUCUCCUCAAGAUUCCGAUGCUCAGACAACGAUCGAAUGGAGCAGAACUGGCACGACUACAUGCUAUGAAUGAAGGUGUUAUGCAUGAGAGGUAAGCAUGUCCACCCCUGAUUGAGUGGAGUGAAGUUUGGGCACACAGAGGAGUUGUGUCAAAGUGCAGUUGAAUGCUGGUGGACACGUCGUGGGCACCGCUCGGCGCACAUCUUUGACCGGUCAGCUUCACGGUCCCAACUGUUCUGCGCUCCCUCUAGUGCUAUUUUUCUGUGUCCGAAAACAAUCACUCUGCCAUUAUGUAGCUGCCUCUAACCUCUUCACGUCACGUGGGAUCCUAAGAACCUUUGCUGUGAAGUGCCGAUUGCCAACCAGUUUUACUUGUCACAGAUAGAAACUCCGAAAGAAGCUGGUGAACCGUGCCAUUCUCAUGUCUUGGCUUCCAAUCCGACUCGGUAUAACAAAUCUGAAACCGCGGAAGAUAUUGGACUUUGGAAGUUUGAACACCUGUCGAAGGGGAUUUGGAAAUUUUGGAUUGAAUGGUUUUCUUUUUUCUGGUAGUGGCGCACAGUUGAUCCUGCGUUCGCAGAUGAUGUGCGGUUGAGUUGCAACAGCAACCCUAUGGUGUUCUGCACUCCUCAUGUUUCUCGUCUCUUAGCAUUCGUGCGUCUUCCAGCUGGUAGGAUAAGGAAGGGACUGCCAUGGGUGGCAAGUAUGUGUGCUGCAGGCUGGUGCUCAGCCAGAGUAUGACAUAUGUUGGGGAUGUUCGGUAGUCCUUGUAUUCACGUAACGUUGACAGGUGGCAGGCCAUGAUGUGGUACGGAGCGAGCAGGUCCUCUAGGCUCUCACGUGUGUUCUGACUGUUGAGGAGAAAGAAUAAGCCACUAAAUGCUGGCAGUUGGUCAAACCCCACGGGGGACCAGCGAUGAAGUAAGCUAACUUGGUUUGUCGCAUGCUCAAAGUAGCUGCUAAAUGUUGUCGCUCUGCUUCUUUGAGCACACACAUUCCUUGGAAGUUCUUGGAAGUUUCUUCCUUCCCUACCUUUUGCAAAGGAGGAAACUCAGUGCCGCCAUUGUCAGCUCUGUGUUAGAGCAUACGAUUGGCAACUUUGUGCCGACUGUCUUAAAAGACCAAAAGUUACUUGAUGCUAGAAGACAACAAACUGAGGAAAUGUUUGGCCAUUAGCAAUGUCAGAGUCAGCGUCAGAGUCCUCAGACGCAUUUCUGAUCUGCUUCUGCUCUGUGAACAUCAGUGGUAUGUACUGUCUGAAGUAGAUGGUGCCAGCAUACAAAAAGCAUCCUGGGAUGGUCCGUCAGAGUUGAUCCACUAUCACUGAGCUGCUGGUUUCAUCAUUUAAUGGGACUCUAAAAUGAAUGGAGACUGAUUAUUAUCCGUAAGUGAAUGUUGCAUUGCCUGUUUAAGCAGCGUAUUGCUGGCAGGAGGGAGAUGCAGUUGCUAUGCUAGCGCCGUUGCUGACAAGAUAUUCAGAUGUUUCUGCAAUCAUUGUGUGAGGCAACCGUCUCUAUCCCUCCAGGUCAUGAUGCCAUUCGUGA